Botrytis deweyae is the source of this 588-nucleotide messenger RNA. RefSeq lists its product as uncharacterized. Lineage: Eukaryota; Fungi; Ascomycota; Leotiomycetes; Helotiales; Sclerotiniaceae. The transcript has 3 exons. The record is from RefSeq and is a predicted model, not a curated record. The coding region runs from base 1 to 588 and encodes 195 amino acids.
AUGCGUAUCACAUCACCUUUCCUCCUCGCAAUGGGUUGCAUGACAUCGGUCUACUCGCUUGCAAUUGACGGUCCUGCAACCAUCAAUGGGCAACCCAUGCCAGACAGAUGGAUCAGAUAUGAUUUGACACCUGUCAACACAACAACUUCUGACACUUCUCUCAUUCCUCGCACAAAUGUCAGGAUCUGUGAGCGGGUCUUGACAGCAACCAGUCAAUGCGUCGGCCUCAUCAGCCAGGCCAUAAUUAUCUCCAAGGCUAUUGGAUCCGCAAUUAAGUCUAUCUCAGACGCAGGCAGCUGUGGCAAGUCUUAUGGUUCAUUGGACGGUGUUUCUUGGGUGUAUUACGCGACUGGUAGCAACUGUGACACAACUGCAGAAGCCGCGACUAUCCAGGGAGCCAUCAAACAACACCUAACAACCAUCGAUGGAAAUUCCCUAUGUGCAACAGAAUGUCUCGAUCUUACCCACUCGGGUACCUGGAGUGGCUUUCUCCUUAUUGGACCGACAAACAACUUUGAUAGCACCAUGUACUGUGGACCCAGUCUUUCUUUCGGAUCAUGCACAUCCGGAGGGAAAAAUGACAUUUAA